UCCAUCAUUGAAAAUAAGGGCAGAAGAAAGACCUUCCCCGCUAAUAAGGAGCUUGAUGGCCAGGACCAAGCUAUAACUAGUCACCCUGCGAUUUCAAGAGCCCAGCAUGAAGCCGCUGCCAAUUUGCUUAGCCUUGAAGAGGCCCUACGACGGCACUCCGAUCUCGUACGUUCUAUCGCAGAUGCAGAGCCUCGAUUCGAAGCUGUACGCCGACUUACGCUGAUUGAGCAGUCCGCUGGAAGCCCUCUCUUUGUCGCCAGCAAUGACUCUAAACUCAAUGUAUCAUCAAUAGACGGGCUUGAGGAAGGUCGACCUACACCAAGAGCAACCCCACUGAUCAUACCGUCUCCAUCAUCGCAUUUGCAAUCGAUGGAACAGAUAAAAAUUGCUGAUUCUUCUUCCUCACAAACCUCACCAUCUCGAGUAGAGAUAAGCCGGCAGCCUAUCCAAUCCCUUCAGGAAGUUCCAAAGACAGGACUGUCUAGCCAGUGGAAACCCGGCUCUGUGGACGGGCAGUUAAAUCGUACUGACAGCACUAUUAGCGAUCUUCUUCUUGAAGACAUCGAUAGUAAUAACAACGCUGAAGGUGAAUCAUCAUCAGCAGAGCCAUUAUUUAGCCAAGACAGAAUUAUCCUCAUCCGGCGCAGAGAGACGCAGCGUCUUGCAGAGGAGAACCUUAAGGCAGCUAACCAGUUGGGACCAACACCAAGCACAAUGUCUUCAAGAGAUAUUUCUAGAUUCAACAACGUUGCAUCCUCAUCUGGGGAUACCAAUGUACAGGUAAUUGGUCAGGAGAUGAAAAAUGCCAACCAUCUGUUACAUGUACCUCUUGUGGCCUCGGUACAGGGAAAAUCAUCUCUACAGUCAUUGCCAAGGGUUGCCAGCCUACCGGCGACCUCGAGAGUCACUGAAUCGAUGAAUGGUAGGGAUCCAGCUCUGAUACAAUAUUCGGGUCCCGGAAAGUUUUUGGACCGGUCAAGUAACAUGAGUUCCAUGAGCCCAGAGCAAUACAAUUGCAACAAAAGGAGUCGACUCGAAACAACUAGUUUCAGCACCAGAAAUGAGUAUCUCCAUUCCUCAUUCUCUUCUCUUUUUAUUCCUCCCCGCCGGUCAUUGAAGCAGCCCAAAACCAAUCUCUAUGACAUACAACACGAUGAAUCUUCUGAAUCCAAGUCACUAGAACGGCUGCUCGGUGACAAGUCCAACCAGAGACUGCCACGGUCAAGCCAACACAGUUAG
This is a messenger RNA of Protopolystoma xenopodis, 1239 nucleotides long. Lineage: Eukaryota; Metazoa; Platyhelminthes; Monogenea; Polystomatidea; Polystomatidae. The record is from the annotation of a GenBank genome assembly.